AUGGAGCAGCCGCUGGGGGUAAUGCAAGCUCAGGGAAAUCAGGCUUGGGAACUUGCCCGGACUGUGACAGGAAUAUGCGGGCUCAGAAUGUGGAGGAGGGACACGGUGAUAGAGGCAACCAUAAAGGGAAAAAAUUACAUGCCAACGAUGAUGAGGACAGCAGCAAUGAGUAUCUCAUGGAAUAUUAGGGGGUUAAGGGGUGAUGGAAAGUUGAAAAUGGUGAAAGAACUUAAGAGGAAACAUAGGUUAGAUAUGUUAGAAUUGGUAGAGACUAAAAGACAGUUAGUGACAAGGUUUGAUGUAUUGAAAAUUUGGGGAAACGGAUGCGCGGAAUGGGAGUAUGUGGAGUCAGAUGGUGCUUCUGGUGGUUUGUUAUUAAUGUGGGAUGAUGGAUUCUUUAAAAUGAGAAAUUGCUAUAAAGGUGAGCGAUGGCUGUGUGUUGAAGGGGUACUAUCAGAGAAGUCUAUUAACUGUGCCUUUUUAUUGGUUUACGGUGCUCACACUAGAGAUGAGAAACGUGUUGUUUGGGAGGAGCUGAGUUACAUGGCUGGCUUAUGUCCAGACGCCUGUUACCGUAAAUUUACAUGGUUCAGAGGGCAGUCAUGCAACCGUAUUGACAGAGCCUUGGUUAGUUUGGAAUGGCUUGAGGCAUUUCCAGAGACUCGUUUGAGAGGUGGUCCACGGGAGUUGUCAGAUCACUGCCCUAUCAUAGUGGAAGAGAAGAGGCUAAGGGAUGGACCGAGGCCGUUUCGAAGUCUGGAUUAUUGGUUUACCCAUGAAGGGUUUCUAAGGAUGGUCAAGGAAGAGUGGAGAGGGCUGGGAGAGAUACAAUUUACCGACAAAUUGAAGGCGUUGACGAUUCCUUUGGGGAGAUGGCACAGAGACAACUUUGGUGAUAUGGACAGGAAAAUUUUGAAGUUUGAGGAAGAGAUUCAGAAGAUUGAUGACAUAGUCGGCAAUGGGAGUUAUGAUGAGACAGUGGAAGCAAGAAGGAAGGCGUUAGUUAAGUGCUGCGAGAAAUGGUAUGUGAGAAAAGAAUUACAUUGGAAGCAGAUGUCAAGGUCGAGGCAUGCAAGGGACAUGGAUAAAAAUACGAGAUACUUCCACAACUUAGCUUCGGCGAGGCGGAGAAAUAACAGGAUUGAUACACUAGCUAUUAAUGGAAGAUUGAUAAGGAACCAAGCUAGGAUUAAAAUUGCCAUCAGAGAGUUUUACAAAGAACUAUAUCAUCAAGAGAGGUCCCCUGAGGUGGGUUUCAGAGAUGGUCUGGUGGAAAGGAUCAGCGAGGAGGAUUCGUGUGCUUUAGAGGCACCACCGUCACCUGAGGAGAUUAAAGAGGCAGUGUGGGAUUGUGAAUCGUCCAAGACCCCAGGAUGUGACGGUUACAACAUGAACUUCAUAAAGAAGUGUUGGGAUGAUAUAGGCUCGGACUUCACGGCAGCGGUGAUGGCCUUUUUCCAAUCUUCAAGGUUGCCGCCUGAUGCUAAUAUCACAUGGGUGGCGUUGGCCCCAAAGUUUACUGGUGCUAAGGAAAUCAAAGAUCUGCGUCCGAUUAGCAUGGUAGGGUGUGUAUAUAAGGUAAUUCCGAAGAUGCUGGUAAGGAGAAUGAGAGAGGUUAUGCCAGGGUUAGUUGGCGAGACACAGAGUGCUUUUGUGAAGGGUCGGAAGAUUCAUGACGGGGCCCUAAUUGCAUGUGAAACGGUGCAGUGGAUCAAACAGAGGAAGAAAAAGCGGAUGAUUGGAGAGGCUGUGAGAAACGGUCGCAUAUCACCAUUGAUGGUUGGGAGAUAUCAUAUUGAGUUAUCGCACCUACAGUUUACAGAUGAUACUGUUCUAUUCUGCCCUCCGGAGGAAGACACAAUCAAGAAUUAUAGGAGGUUGCUUAGGUGCUUUCAGUUGAUGUCAGGUUUAAGCAUUAACUUUGAUAAAUCUAGCUUGAUUCCUGUUAAUUGUGAUGAGCAGUGGCUGCAACGUAUGUGUGGUGUGUUGGGCUGUAAGCAAGCCAAUCUACCAGUUAAAUAUCUCGGUAUCUUGUUAGGAGCAAACCCAAGGCUGGUGAAGACGUGGAAGCCAGUAAUAGACAAAGUGGAGGAGAAGCUUAGUCUCUGGAAGGCCAAAAUCCUCAAUAAGGCCGGUAAGUUGGUGCUUAUCAAAUCUGUGUUAAACAGCCUACCGGUUUAUUAUCUGAGCCUCUAUAAGAUGCCAAUGGCUGUUGCAGAGAAAUUGAUUUCCUUACAGAGAAGAUUUCUAUGGAGUAAAGAGGAUGGGAAGAAUGGUAUGGCUCUGGUUAAGUGGGAAGUGGUCCAGACCCCUAAAAAGUUAGGUGGGUUGGGGGUUGGGGAUGCUGUGAUAAGAAAUUCAGCUCUUCUGUUUAAAUGGUGGUGGAGGUUCUCUAAAGAGGAGUGUCCUCUGUGGAAGAAGGUAGUAUGUUCCUGUAACAACCUGAAUCCAAAUGAGCUACUGUCCUCUCAAGAACUACCUAUCCGAGGUGGUCCGUGGAAGGAUAUUUGUCAGCUACAGUUCAAGAGUCAACAAGUCAGACAGAAGAUGAUUACCGGGUUGUCCAUGGAGGUGGGUGACGGGAGGCGGACUCGAUUUUGGGAGGAUGCCUGGAUUCAUGGAGGUCCUUUGAAAGACCGUUUUCCAAGGCUAUUCUCGGUUUCAAACCAAACAGGAUCAAUGAUAGGGGAUUGUGGGUUUUGGGAUGGGUUAGAUUGGGUGUUGCAGGUGGAAAUGGCUCCGGAGGAUAUACAUAGCUACAGCUUUACUAGGACCAUUUGGAAAGGCCUUGUCCCACUCAGAGAGUAG
Messenger RNA from Arachis stenosperma, 2808 nucleotides. RefSeq lists its product as uncharacterized. The record is from RefSeq and is a predicted model, not a curated record. The transcript has 5 exons. Lineage: Eukaryota; Viridiplantae; Streptophyta; Magnoliopsida; Fabales; Fabaceae. The coding region runs from base 1 to 2808 and encodes 935 amino acids.